AUGGCUCCUUGCCGCACCUCCUUCGUUGUGAAACUACCGACAGUCAUGAUGCUUCUGGCCCUCUUCAUAUCUCUCCUCGCCCGUACUUCCGACGCACAGGGAUACUCUUCUGGUCCUGUCGUCCGCCACACUAAAUCGGUUGACACCCCAGGAGGGCAGGCUGGAGCCGACAUUGUGGUGGCGAAGGAUGGCAGCGGUGACUUUACCACAGUUCAGGCCGCGCUUGACGCCGUACGUCCUGGCACGCCAUCCCGCUGGAGUGUGAUUUUUAUUGAGAGCGGCGUGUACUGGGAGCGCGUCGUGAUGAACGAGUCUUUGCACCACGUCAUGCUGGUGGGGGCCAACGGCCGCAAGGGAGACCGUGCCAAGAUCACGUUCGCAAAAACCAUGCCCUCAGGAGGGGGACUGGACGACAGCGCGACGUUUCGACUGCUGGCAAACGACGUGAUGGUGUGGAAUGUCGUCUUCGAAAAUGCCUACGGACCCGGCGACAAGGGAGGGAGGGCGGAGCAGGCACUGGCGAUCCAAGUGGAGGGCACGCGCGUCGCCUUCUUCCAAUGCACGUUUAUGGGAUACCAGGAUACUCUUUAUGCGGCCAACGGUCUGCAGUACUACCGCAGCUGCACGAUCUUCGGGCGCAUGGACUUCGUGUUCGGCAACGCCAAGGCGGUGUUCGACCAGUGCCGCUUCCGCCUCGUCUACUGGGGCGGCGCGUACUUCGCGCAGGCCAGGGACCAAGGGGAGGACACUGGAUUCGUUGUUUGGGGCGGCUCGCUCUCCCCAUACGGAAAGGGCCCCAUUCGCCCGGGCUACCUGGCGCGCGCAUGGGGGGCGUACUCCACAGUGGUGUUCGUGAAGACCUACUUUGAUGUUGGGUCGGUUCGAGAGGAGGGUUGGAGCUAUGUGGGUGGUUACAGUAACACUCGGAACGUCAUUUUUGGUGCGUACAAGUGUUACGGGCCUGGCUACAACUCGAGCCUGUGGGAGCACAACGGCAGGGAGAUGAGCGCGGCGGAGGUGGCGCCGUACAUGUCACCGGAUUACGUGAACAAGGACAAGUGGAUUCCGUACAACCCGCUCAACCUCAUGCCGGCCGCUGGCACCAGUGCGGUGGGCAGCGUGGGGGCAGCGCGCGAUCCGAAGUCACCUGUGGAGUCUAUCGGCGCACGCGGACAGAGGCAACCUCGCGGAACCGGUUCAGCAGGGCGAGGCAAAGGCACGGGGGGAACGUCCAGUGGCUUUGGUGUGGACUUGCCGUGA
This is a messenger RNA of Closterium sp. NIES-65, 1260 nucleotides long. NCBI's taxonomy places the organism in Eukaryota, Viridiplantae, Streptophyta, Zygnematophyceae, Desmidiales, Closteriaceae. The record is from the annotation of a GenBank genome assembly.